CCAGAAACAACUUGUUGUCAGUUUGAACCAAAUAACGGCUCCUUGUGAUUGAAACCCAUUGAAAAGCGACUACCGAAGUAUCAACAGCUGAAUUGUAGCAGCAAUCAUCACGAAUCAUUCAACAAAGUGAAGUUUUCGACAACUGUAUUUUCUCCUGGAAUUCUCUUUGAAAAAAUGGAUCUAGAAGCGUCAAUAAUCGAACGUCUCCAAGAGCUUCGAAAAUGGCAGUUGGAGCAGCAGGAGAAGCUGCUGCAGCAGCAGCACGAGCAGCGAGAACAGCUGACGAUCGAGCAAGAACGUAUGUUCGAGGCUCUGGGACUGAAAGAUAUGAUUUCCGACGACAGUAUUCUCGAUCAGCUUUCCACAUCCACAGGAAAAGUCAUUCAUUCCCCGGUGAAACAGUCUAACGAUUGCAGAAAGGUAGUUCAUUCCCCAGUGAAGCAUCUGAACGACUCGAGAUCAUCUGAUUUGUCUCGUUGCUCAUCCCCAAUGGUGACAAGGUCGACAACAUCUGAGAGAGCUUCAGACUUGGAGGAUCGUCCGCUGUUGCAGCUAAGUGUCCCAGCUCUGCGACUGACCUCCUCCAGUAGUGGAUUAUCCAGCUUCAGUUCUCCAAGAAAUAUUCAGAGUCACAAUCCAUCCUCGGACCAUGGUUACGAGUCAGAGAAGAUCGUGGAGACUCCUAGAGGCUCCACGGUGUCCUCGAAUGUCUCCGUGGAGGGAGUCGAACCUCUCCCAGUGGAUAAAUCAGUCCAAAAAUGCCUGACAAUGGACGAUGUACCUGUGCCCUCCCCGAAGAAGGACUUUAACACACUAUUAGAGGAGAGACUGCGGGACUCACCAGCAGUAGAGGAAUCCCACAACGACCAGAAAAAGGUAAUAAAAAGGCCCUUCCUCAAGAGAGGAGAGGGUCUAGCCAGGUUUAAGCCCAAUCCUAAUGGCAACCUGCGAUCAUCCACAAGACCCAGAAGUGCCUCGUUGUCAGCCAUGGGGUACACCCAGAACACCAAAAACAGUGGGAAGAAUAAAGACACUCCAAAGUCCUCAAGGGCUCACACAUCUCGGAGAAGUGCCCCCUCAAUUCCCCCAGUACCUCAGAAGCUGAAUCUCAAGGCCGUUCCACCCCCGCAAAAGAAGGUAAGAAGUAAAUCGUUGUCUGCAGCUGUCCCCUCACCACCAAAACCUCCAAGACCCACCGAGAGCACUACAGUGAGAACAAUUAAGUCUGGGGACGAUUCUAAUCCCUCAGACCUUGACUCUUCGAAACUCGAGACCAAAAUGUUUGAGUUCCUAGAGGAAAAAGCUGAAAACUCCAGUUUCUGCUCUACCUCCAGUGCUGUCAUAGCUUUUAUGCAGCAGUCAACACCUCUGAAGCUCAGGAGCAUCAAGCAAAAAUUGAGCACACAAACUGUAUCUCCAUCAAAAUUAAAACAGGGAUCUCCAAUUCGAGCUAUUCGUGAGACGGUAGUGCAGAAGGACAUUGUGAUAUCCCAGUGGGAUUCUGGACCCUUUCCAGAGGAUAAUACCCCUGCUCUGGCGUUCACCAACAGCCAGAGGGAUAUUAAGAAAAUUGUGGGGGAUAAUUUUCAGGGCUCCCAAGAGACCAAUGCACAGAUUCUUCUUUACAAUAAUAAUAAUGUCGAAGAAUUUAAGAAUGUGGAAAGUGACUCCAACGUCUCCACCAGCACAGAGAUGGAUUCUACGCUAGAGGAAAAGUCUGAGGGCUAUCCGGGUAAUAAUAAAGAGACGAAUGUUAGUAUGCAUGUAAGAUUCGCUGAGUACAAUGAGUACAAGACGAUAGGACUGACUGACACUUCGAUGAUCUCCACUGACUCUCGUCAUGAAAAUUAUGGGAAUAAUUAUAGAGAUAAGCUCUGGAGUGAGUCGGCUUCGUCAGAGUCGUCAGAUCACGAGAGUUUCAAGGGAGAGCUCCCCCAGAAUGUUAUGAAGACCAAUCAAUCGAGUUAUAAUCGAUCCAACGUGAAGUACCCUUCGAAACCUAAACUGUUGGGGUCUAUGCAGCCUCGAAAUCUCCAGGAUUACGAAGAUUCAACAGAUCACAGCACAGACGAGGAGCACUCAGUGUUAAACGACUCCGAGGGGACAUACUAUGAUGAUGACAAUACCAUCUCCGAGCUGCAGGAGGCAGUGAGAAAGACGAUGGAGAGUUACAACGAGAAGGUUAAAGAGUUAUCUCUUGAAGACAUCCCUCCAGCCAGAGCUCCGGGGGAUCACCAAGAUCUUGACGAGGGGACAAUUUUCAAGUCUGAGCUUUUAAAGACUCGUCUCCUAGAGCUAGAACGUGAGAUAGAUAUUUUCAGAAGGGAAAAUACGAAGUUGGCAGCUGAAAAGGAGAAACUUGAAGAAGAACAUCGUCGACGAUUGAGAGAGCUCAGAGAAAAAGAAGACAAUCUAGAAAAAGAGAGGAUCAGAAUGGAGACGUCACUGCAAGAGGAGAAGAAGAGGAUUGUGAGGGAAAAAUCAGCACUGGAGAGUCGUCUGAAGGAUGCCAGGGAGAAGUCCAUUCAAACGAAACAAGAGCGCCAGGAGGCGCAGGUAUUGAAGGAACAAUUGGAAGAAUUGAGGGAUGAGAUGAAUGAGAAGGAGCAGAGAUGGCAGGCGGCCCAGGCUAGGCAGAAAAGUCAGAUGAGGGUUCUUCAGAUGGAGAACACCAAGUUGAGGCAAGAUUUGGAGAGGGUGCAGUCUGCUAAGAGGGGACCUGCUAGACUUAAGAGACCUGGCACCAUGUCCAAUACCAAAGCUAUUCAUCAAAUUAAUAGGCAAUUGGAUGGUAAGAGGAGUGCUCCAAAAAAAUCCCCAGAACCCCUGACAGAGGAUGAUAUUUUCAUUAAAUCAGGUGCGGAAAUUCCUGCAAAAAUUAAUUUGAAUAUCGAUAAAGAUUUAGUAUCGUCCAAUGACACUGGCAAAGUUAUUGUCUACGAGACUUCACAGAGGGCAAUACCCACUGAGGAGGAAAUAGAGAAACGAAGGAAUAUGUACCAGGAUCUGCUGAAGGAGGCUGCGAGUGGCUUCAAGGGGCAUGUCAUCAAGAAGAGUGAGGAGAGAACUGAGAAUGAUGAGGUGCUGCAAAAAGAGAAUACUGAGGUGCUGUCUGGGCCUCCGAUUGUUCCAAGAAAUUUUUCUGUUGGGAAGGAAGGGGGUGGAGUUAGGACUAGUACAAGUCCUAGUGUGCUCAAAUCGACUGAAAAUAUUGAGUCAAGGGGAUCGUACCAGCAAUUUGUUCGGGAGGUGUUAAAUCCGAGAAUUGAGUCGAGACUGCAGAGUUCAGGAUCCUCGUUGAGUGGCCACCAUUCAACGACUCAGGAAUUCGGGAAGAUUGACUCACAGGAGAAGAGUCAAAUUUCUCCUCCCGGAGUGCGAUUUGCGGGCGUGGACACUAGUGAGACUGACUUGAUCCCUCGUCAACAGUCCGAGCAUCCUCUCCCUAAGCCUGUGGAUAGCCUGACACCUCGACAGGACCUUGUUUCCAUCAGUCAGCUAUCUGAACUCUCGGGACAAGGUGUUAGUCCUCAGAAGCAGCAGGUCAGGGAGGUUCUUCAUCCUGAUGGGUACACUGAGUACUGGUAUCCUAAUGGAAAUGUCAAGAAGGUCUUUCCUGAUCGCAACAUCACGAAGAUGAUUUAUUACAAUGGAGAUGUCAGAGAGACCACUGAGGAGGGAUGCAUCAAAUAUUUUUAUGCUGCUACCAAGACCUGGCACACUACUUAUCCCGAUGGGUUUGAGAUUCUUGAGUUCCCGGAUGGCCAAGAGGAGAGAAGAACCACUGAUGGGGUCAUUGAGGUCUCCUUUCCCGACGGAUCCAUUCGACUGAUGCAGCCUGAUGGAGUCGAGAAGUGGGUCUUGCCUGAUGGCACUGUCGCUGAGACCUUUCCCAACGGCGAGAAGAUCCUGUCCCUUCCCAAUGGACAACGCGAGGUUCACACGAAAGACCAUAAGAGACGAGAAUACCCUGAUGGGACAGUGAAGUACGUAUACCCAGAUGGCACUCAAGAAACUCGCUACUCCAAUGGUAGAAUUCGUGUAAAAGAUAAGGAUGGUAAUCUUCUGCGAGACUCGCAUCAAUCAUAAUCCCACGAAUUAAGGUUUACUU
Messenger RNA from Fopius arisanus, 4111 nucleotides. It is a transcript of the gene Sas-4, whose product is annotated as spindle assembly abnormal 4. The coding region runs from base 175 to 4089 and encodes 1304 amino acids. Gene Ontology annotation, biological process: centriole elongation; cilium assembly. Lineage: Eukaryota; Metazoa; Arthropoda; Insecta; Hymenoptera; Braconidae. The record is from RefSeq and is a predicted model, not a curated record. The transcript has 2 exons. Gene Ontology annotation, cellular component: centriole; centrosome. Gene Ontology annotation, molecular function: tubulin binding.